GCAGUGUGUGUGUGUGUGUGUGAGAGAGAGAGAGAGAGAGUGUGUGUGUGUGUGUGUGUGGUGUAAAAUGUGCUUUUCAAAGUGCUGAGAGGUUGAUGGGAAUGUUUGAUUAGCUCCUCUCAGAAGAGAAAAGGUGCUUGGACCUCUUCUUCUUUCUUCUUUAAGAAUAAUUUGGAUGGGAUCUGUGAUGCAGACAAGCUUAAGCAAAAAAGGAUAUCCAUUCUGUGUGGUGGAAGAGUUCUGAAAAAAAAAAUUGCUUCCUUCAAACAAGGGUGCCAUUUUGGUAUUUAUGGGGAUUGUUGUCCUCACUAUGAAGGCAUCUGUUAUUGAAGUGUUCCUUGUUUUGCUGGUGACUGGAAUACACUCAAAUAAAGAAAUGACAAAGAAGAUUAAAAGGCCCAAAUUCAAUGUGCCUCAGAUCAACUGUGAUGUGAAAGCUGGGAAGAUAAUCAACCCCGAGUUCAUUGUGAAAUGUCCAGCAGGAUGCCAAGACCCCAGGUACCACGUUUAUGGCACUGACGUCUACGCGUCCUACUCCAGUGUGUGUGGCGCUGCGGUUCACAGUGGUGUGCUCGAUAACUCAGGAGGGAAAAUACUUGUUCAGAAAGUUGCUGGACAGUCUAGCUAUAAAGGGAGUUACUCCAAUGGUGUCCGGUCAUUAUCCCUUCCACGAUGGAGAGAGUCCUUUGUUGUCUCAGAAGGUAAACCGCAAAAAGGUGUAACCUACCCAUCGACUCUUACAUAUUCAUCAUCUAAAAGCCCAGCUGCCAAAGCAGGUGAGACCACAAAAGCUGAUCACAGCCCAUCAGUUCCAGGGACAACCGCACAGCCGGUCACCCUGAUGCAGGUACCGGGGACCACCAUGGUCGGAGCCACCCACACCACGUUGCCAAAGCCAUCCCCAUCUGCAGGCUCCACCAGCAGCAGCCUCAUACCACAGCCUGUGGGCCAGAGAAGCCGGGAGCUGGCAGGGGAGCCUGACUUGUGGAAACCUGGAUCAGUCCUUCUAGAUGCAGGAUUUGUUCCAAAAGAAGAACUAAGCACACAGUCUUUGGAACCAGUGUCCCAGGGAGAUCCAAACUGCAAGAUCGACUUGUCGUUUCUCAUCGAUGGGAGCUCAAGCGUUGGCAAACGUCGAUUCCGAAUCCAGAAGCAGUUCCUGGCUGACGUCGCCCAAGCUCUGGACGUUGGCCCUGCUGGUCCACUGAUGGGUGUUGUUCAGUACGGAGAUAACCCUGCUACCCAAUUUAACCUCAAGACUCACACAAAUUCCCAGGACCUAAAGACAGCCAUAGAGAAAAUUACCCAGAGAGGAGGGCUUUCUAAUGCAGGCCGGGCCAUCUCCUUUGUGACCAAGAACUUCUUUUCCAAAUCUAAUGGAAACAGAGGCGGUGCUCCCAAUGUGGCUGUGGUGAUGGUGGACGGCUGGCCCACGGACAAGGUGGAGGAGGCUUCGAGGUUUGCGAGAGAGUCAGGAAUCAACAUUUUCUUCAUCACCAUUGAAGGUGCCACUGAAAAUGAGAAGCAGUAUGUGCUGGAGCCCAACUUUGCAAACAAGGCUGUGUGCAGAACCAAUGGCUUCUACUCGCUCAACGUGCAGAACUGGUUUGGCCUCCACAAGACCGUGCAGCCCUUGGUGAAGCGGGUCUGUGACGUGGACCGACUGGCCUGCAGCAAGACCUGCUUAAACUCAGCCGACAUUGGCUUCGUCAUCGACGGCUCCAGCAGCGUUGGGACAAGCAACUUCCGAACAGUCCUCCAGUUCGUGGCCAACCUCAGCAAAGAGUUUGAGAUUUCAGACACAGACACGCGGAUCGGGGCCAUGCAGUACACCUACGAGCAGCGGCUGGAGUUUGGGUUUGAGGAGCACAGCAGCAAGGCUGACAUCCUCAAUGCCAUCAAGAAGGUGGGGUACUGGAGCGGUGGCACCAGCACGGGGGCCGCCAUAAACUACGCCCUGGAACAGCUCUUCAAGAAGUCCAAGCCCAACAAGAGGAAGCUGAUGAUCCUCAUCACUGACGGGAGGUCCUACGACGAUGUCAGGAUACCGUCAACAGUUGCCCAUCACAAGGGAGUGAUCACCUAUGCAAUAGGCGUGGCCUGGGCUGCACAGGACGAGCUGGAAGUCAUUGCCACUCACCCUGCCAGAGACCAUGCCUUCUUUGUGGACGAGUUUGACUACCUCUACAAAUUGGUCCCCCAGGUCAUCCAGAACAUUUGUACAGAGUUCAACUCACAGCCUCGGAACUGAAUUCAGAGCAGGCAAAGCACCAGCAAAUGCUCUUUCCCAACCGGCUCAGGGACAACCCCCAACGCCGUAGGGGACACACAUGGGGCAGCAAGGCACGUAGGGCUUGGAAAUGACGCGUUGUUAUUACUCUUUGCCAGUGUGGGUUUUCAUACUUCAAAACUUGGAGUUAGAAAUUGAUCGUAAAUUUGUAGAAUGAGCCAAAAUGAUAGGUCGUUUUGGGAGUGCUGGGGAUUUUACAUUUUGAGAACUGUCUUCAAAAUAAAUGUUGAGAACAGAACAUGGCACUUACAACAGGCUUAACUAGUGCUUUUGCAAGGUUUUUAACAUUUUAAUUUCCCAUUAGAAUUCUGUAACUCUCCACAAGUUUCAGUUUUGUCAUGACAAUAUAGGAGUUGCUUAAUUAAAUGUCUGAAAAGAUUUCAUGCAAUCCCUCUGACCGUGUCACGGGUAGUGUUCACAGGCUUUGUGGCAGGGCCACCCUCUCUGCUCCUCUCAUGUCACAGAGCACAUGAACCCUCUCCUGGCCCAAGGUGACCACGCACCCACAGGGGUGCAGAGAAAAUGUUGCCUCAGCACGGCUGCUCCCGAUUCACCUCCCUUGUCUCUGUUAUCCCAAUCACUGUGUUCCUGUGACAUCUAGAGCAAUCGGGGAACGGCCCUGGAGGACCACGCUGAGCUGGCGUUGAAAGCGGUGCUGACGCUCUCGAGCUGCACAUCAGAGCCCCAUCCCAAUACCGGUGGAAGCUGAGUCUCUGGGAAUGGAGCCUGAAGGCCAGCGGGUUUGGAGAGCCCUCUGGUGGUACUGAUGAGCUGCCAGGACUACUGACAGACCUACGAGGGGUCACUGGUAGAGCUGUUUAUGCCUGUUGUUCUGGGUCCCAUUUAGUUUAGCAUUUGUCUUGGAGUUUUCAUUUGUUAAAUAGAUAUUAUUAUUAAUAGUUGCAUUAAAAUAAGCCAGACUGGGUUUGAUUGGACCCCAGUUUUUACUUUCUAUUAGGACGUGAAACUACAUACGCCAUAGGGAAACAUUCAAAAGAAUCCUAAAUAGAGAUGACUUACUUGACAAGUUAUGUUCUGUAAAAAUGUAUGUUGGAGAAUGAUACUCUGAACAGAGGCCAAAAAAUAGUACCUGUGUCAAUCCUUGGGACAAAAUAUUUACAUACAAAUUUUGAAUUGAAAAUAUCAUCCGUUUAGCAGAAUUUGCAGAGAGCUUACCAAAUCUCUCAAUACCUGAGGCAUUAUCGCCAGUUAAAAAUCUU
This is a messenger RNA of Camelus dromedarius (Arabian camel), 3510 nucleotides long. It is a transcript of the gene VIT, whose product is annotated as vitrin. NCBI's taxonomy places the organism in Eukaryota, Metazoa, Chordata, Mammalia, Artiodactyla, Camelidae. The transcript is spliced from 14 exons. The record is from RefSeq and is a predicted model, not a curated record. Gene Ontology annotation, biological process: positive regulation of cell-substrate adhesion; extracellular matrix organization. Gene Ontology annotation, cellular component: interstitial matrix. The coding region runs from base 290 to 2251 and encodes 653 amino acids.